UAUCCAAAACUCCAAUGGUGUGAUGAGGCGAAACGUAACGUAACGCCUAAGAUGUGCGCGGGAAAAGAGUCAAAAAAGACAGUAGCCGUUGGAUGUAGAGUAAAUGGAGGGUUCAGAUUGAUUGCUUAACAGGUAAUGAUUGUAGGACCCACGGAGAGGUGAGAAAGAUCACGUUAAAAGAUGCUAUAGAAUAUUCCGAAAGAUGCUAUAAAAAAUAAUCAGAGCUCAUCAGCAGCUUCACUCGCCGCAUAUUUCAACUGAUUAUCACCGUCGAAGAGAAGAGAUGAGCACCACUCAGAUAUCGGAGAUUGAACAGGAGCAGCUGAUAGAGAAGCUUGAGAUCUUCAAGAUCCAUGGCAGAGACAAACGAGGACGUAAGAUCCUUCGGAUCAUCGGCAAGUUCUUUCCAGCUCGGCUUCUAUCACUGGAUGUGUUGAAGAAGUAUCUUGAGGAGAAGAUCUUUCCUCGAUUAGGGAGAAAACCUUUCGCCGUUCUCUACGUUCACACCGGCGUACAGAGGAGCGAGAAUUUCCCGGGAAUCUCAGCUCUACGGGCGAUCUACGACGCGAUUCCGGUUAACGUAAGAGACAAUAAUCUCCAGGAGGUUUACUUCCUCCACCCAGGCCUUCAAUCACGUCUCUUCCUCGCCACUUGCGGACGAUUCCUCUUCUCCGGCGGGUUGUACGGGAAGCUAAGGUACAUAAGCAGAGUUGAGUACUUGUGGGAACACGUGAGGAGGAACGAGAUAGAGAUGCCGGAGUUUGUGUACGAUCACGACGACGAUCUGGAGUAUCGUCCGAUGAUGGAUUACGGUCAAGAGAGCGAUCACGCUAGGGUUUACGCCGGAGCCGCCGUUGAUUCAUCAGUCUCCAGUUUCUCCAUGAGGUGUAUCUCUUAGCGCAGAUCACGGAUCGUGUAUUAAAAAACCAUAUAAUAUACGGUUAAGAAAAUAUUAAAUAUAGAUGUGCUUUUCGAAGUCAGUGAGCGCUUUUCACGGAAAAGAAUAGACAGCUGUUGGCGUUUUGUAUUAGGAGAGGUUGUGAAUCUGUAGAUUUUUUUUUCUUCUUAAACCUGUGUUCUCUUUUGUUUUUAAUUACAUAUCGGUUUAUCUGGUUUA
Messenger RNA from Raphanus sativus (radish), 1117 nucleotides. RefSeq lists its product as uncharacterized. Lineage: Eukaryota; Viridiplantae; Streptophyta; Magnoliopsida; Brassicales; Brassicaceae. The coding region runs from base 284 to 898 and encodes 204 amino acids. The transcript is spliced from 3 exons. The record is from RefSeq and is a predicted model, not a curated record.